This is a messenger RNA of Agrilus planipennis (emerald ash borer), 516 nucleotides long. RefSeq names its product cytochrome b-c1 complex subunit 7-like. Gene Ontology annotation, biological process: mitochondrial electron transport, ubiquinol to cytochrome c. The record is from RefSeq and is a predicted model, not a curated record. Lineage: Eukaryota; Metazoa; Arthropoda; Insecta; Coleoptera; Buprestidae. The transcript has a single exon. The coding region runs from base 134 to 466 and encodes 110 amino acids.
UAUGCUUAACCUAAAAAAUAAUAGAAUUUAGAAAUGAUUUUAAAUUGACAUUUGUUCAGUGUCUGGUUAUGUAAGGGGUGUUUUUUAAGGUUGUUACAAUAAAAUAGGACUACUAAACAUUUCGUAAUUAAAAAUGUCUCUCGGUUUUGUACAACGACGAUUUAUGAGUAGUGCACUUCAAAAAUUUGCUUAUAAUUUAUCAGGAUUUCACAAAUAUGGUUUAAUGAGAGACGAUGUCCUUUUCGAAAAUGAUGAUGUUAAAGAAGCUCUACGACGCAUUCCACAGAAGGUUAUUGAUGAAAGAAAUUACCGAAUGUUAAGAGCCAUGCAGCUAUCAUUACAAAAGGAAAUUUUGCCAAAAGAACAGUGGACAAAACUUGAAGAGGAUAAAUUAUAUCUCACUCCAAUCGUGGAACAAGUCAUCAAAGAACGCAAUGAACGAGAAGAGUGGGAAAAAGAUCAUUAAAUUAAAGUAGAAAACUAAAAAGUAGUCCUUAAAAUUUUAGUAAAACAUUA